Messenger RNA from Anguilla rostrata (American eel), 3043 nucleotides. It is a transcript of the gene fam217bb, whose product is annotated as family with sequence similarity 217 member Bb. Lineage: Eukaryota; Metazoa; Chordata; Actinopteri; Anguilliformes; Anguillidae. The transcript has 4 exons. Bases 443 to 2011 code for a protein of 522 amino acids. The record is from RefSeq and is a predicted model, not a curated record.
CUGCUCGUGAUGCGAAAACAGCUGGACGCAAGAAACAUCAGGUCAGAUAAACAAACAUGGGCUCGAAAUAAAUGGAGAGGUCUUCGCUCACAAAGAGCACGUUAAUUUAACAAGUAAGAAAGAAUAUACAUAUAUAUGUGUGACUGUUCCAGGCAUAGUUUAGUAAAAGGAAACAUUUUUCCCUCGACAACUGCAGCCAAGUAAGGUCAUACAUGGAGAUAUUACGUCGCUAAGCAGAACUAUUAAGCUAUGCGUUGUAUUGAGGGGAGCAUCAACCAGCCGUGUUAAAUUGGGUAAUUUAUUCUGGCUUCGGAAAAAAACGACGUAUAUAUAUAUAAAAAAAAACAGAACGCUGUUUUCCAUCCUAGCGGGGCCACCUGAGGCUUCGGGUGAAUUGCCUGAGCAAUGUAGCUAGAAACACGGCGCUCUUUUUCAGCGAACGAUGGGACCUAUACUUCAGGAACGAGCAACAACAACUGCCUUCAAGAAGAUUUCUGUUAAGGAAAGAAUCCGGACAAAGAAUUCUGGGAUCAACAAUCAAAUGGCAAGCUCCAAGAAAGGGAAAGUGGGUCAAAAUUGCAGGCCCCAGAAAAAGGCAGGAGCACAGCCAAAAUAUUCUUCUGCACAGGAGGGCAAGGACCCCUCUCCAGCCCCAGAGACAGGUUCACAGCAGAAGGGGAACAGGGCUAAACCUGACACUCACUCCAUCACAGACAACCACAGUCUGCUCAGUGCAGCGCUGGUCCAGAAGUCUCUGGUGUCCCCACCUAAAGAGAGAGCUGAGGACAGAGAGCUGGGUUCACAGUGCCGUGGUGAGAACGACAGAACCCACUGGGGUCAGGGGAAGAGCCGGCGGGCGCUGUCCCUCCCCCUGACCCCCCGCUCUGAGCUGCAGCAGGAGCUGCUGGAGCGACAGGCCCCCACCCUGGAGGCUCUGCAGCUGUACGAGCAUGAGGAGGACACGGACAGUGCCAGCGACCUAUCCGAUUCAGAGAGGCUUCCUGUUCUUCCCUCCCCCUGCACCCCCCCUCACCUCAACCUGAGGGCUGAGGUCAUCAACCCCAAUGACUUCCACCCACCCUUCCCCGGCCCUCGUGGGCUAAACCAUGGCAGCUACAGCUACCCAGACUUCCUGCCCCCGCCUUUCAACACCUGGAGCCUCCGGCAGCUGGCCCUCUUCCUCAAUACUGAGGGCCGAGGGGCACCCCGGCCCAGGCCUGUGGGCAAGCUGGAAAAGUACCUGGAGCGGCUGCUGCAGCUGGAGUGGCUCCAGAUCCAGACAGUCCAGGAGGAGAAUGGCAAGCCUGUGGCCCCUGUGUCUGCCAGCCGCCCCCGACCUCACACCGCUCCCCCCGCUCGCCUCAGCUCUCCCAAGAGCCUCAGGCAAUGCCAGCGUGCCUUUCCCCUUGCUUUCCUUUCUUCCUUGGGGAACCCCUCCACCAUGCAGCUCUCGGGCCGCUAUUGUCCGCACUGCCGCAUCCGCUACCCUUUCUGCAACGGGACCUGCCGCUCUUACGCCUACCAGCGCCACUCGCGGCUCAGCCCCCUCCUGGAGCGCCGGGCGCAGGCCAGCGUCCCUCCUAAGCGCAGCAGCAGUGAGAGCCGAGUCCCGGCUCCCGACCCUGGGCCGGCCACGUGGGGGAGAAAGCCAGGGAGCCCGAUGACUGGGAACGGCCACCUAAAGCGAAUGCAGGCUGUGGGAAACAUUCGCAACCCUUCGCCAGUCCAGAGUCCCACCGGCAAACUCCAGCCAGCCCCUAGGAACACCAGUAAUGGGGCUGGGACCGGCAGGCCAAAGGGACAGUCGGAGGGCAAGGGUGCCCGCUAUGGCAGUUUAAGAGAGGUUAGCCCAAUGAGGAGUGGAAAUGAGAGGAAGAGAGUGGGCAUGGUUGCACAAGAGCCAAAACCAUGUGCUGCCAAAACAGCCAAAGCUCAUUCUCCCGUCACCAAGGGCCCGCCCACUGACAGGCCCAAUGGGAAGGUGAAACACGUUGAAUUUGUCACUAAUUAGCACUAUGUGAAUUUUUCCCAGUCCCUGAGGGCCUCAAUUUCCCUUGCACUAUAAAAAGUCUUGAAUGCAUCAGAAAAAUAUCCUUGUGUAAAUUAAAUACCACAAUUGACAGAAAAAUAAAUAGCUUCUUCUGUGUGCUGUAAUAAUCUACCAGUUAGCGCACAGUAUUAUUGCCAUCAAUUAUUGAAGGCUCACUUAUAGCGAGGUAUAUUUGCUUUAAAUACAAACAAAAAAAGAACACAAUAUCUUUUCAAAAAUGGUCUUAGACUGAAUAAAUGGUUUUUCAUUACUAAAGUCAGUUUGAUGAUCAGAAAACAAAUAAGCUUAAAUGUUGAAUUAUUACUUAUAUUUUUUAAUGUUGUCAGUUGCUGUCAGUAUGUCAAGCUAUAGAAAUCAAGCAAAAAAAAAAAAAUGCAUAUAUAUUUUGUUGUGUUGUGUAAAAAAUUCAUAAUGAUGUAUGAAGAGCUUGUGUACGUCUCCCUCCAUGUCAGUUAUACACUGCAGGAGUAACAACGUUGAAUGAAGUAUCCAUAUAUUUUACUACUAUGAACGGUUUUGAUAAGCAGAUAAAUAUAUUUAAAUUGUAAUAGUUACUGAAAUAUUGAAAAUAUCAGAUAUUUCUUGAUGUGCAUUUUGCAUCGUUUACACUUAUGUGAUGUGUUUUUUUUUUUCCAUAGGACAGUAGGUUAGCUUUUAUGGUCUUCAUUUCUGUAAUGAUUAUGUGAAUGAUCUCUAGUUUAUUGAAAAAAUUGAUUUAGUUUAGGUGCACUGUGUUUUGUGCAGUAGCAUGCAAUACACGUUUGAAUGUCACAAAUAAAUUACUGAAUUAUUUUUACUCUAUCAUCCACAAUUAACAUAAUUGACAUGAUUGUGAAUGCUUAUUUUCAUAAAUCAGGGAAAAACAGAUAAAACAAGUCUGUUGCCUCAUAUUUUAAGAUUAUAGGCUACUCAAGAUCAAAGAAAUGUACGCAUUAUCAAGUUGUUUUGAAUGCCUCCAUUUGUAAAGCAUGAAUAAAUUAUUUUAUUUGCUUA